GUCUACCUAUGCUGAGCAGAGCAAAUUCAAGCAAGAGAAAAAAAAGAGUUCUCAAAAAAUAUUUCCCUUUCAGAGACAACACUCAAAUUUUGAUAUGAAUAUGGGAGAUGAAAUCACUGUACACCAAGUUGAAAUCCCCAUUGAAGAAUUGAGUGCAGCUCUAAGAGAACAACUAGUAAUUGGAAAGAUGGGAGAAUGUCGCUAUUGUCAUGAGGAAGAAUGGAUCUAUAGACUUGAAGCACCAUGUAGAUGUGAUGGCAGCUUAAAGUAUGCUCACAGGAGAUGUAUUUCCCAUUGGUGCAACGUCAAACGCAGCAUAAGAUGUGAGAUCUGCCGUGAGGUUUUCUCUCCAAACUUUGCAGUGACUGAACCACCUCCUCUUGAUGAAGAUGACAUUCCCGUCAGUGAUCGCUGGACGAUCCCUAACACAAACAUUGGAAUGGUGUCGCCACUGCGACUAAUUGAGCGUGGCAAUAAUCACCUUAUCCGGUCGAUGGUACUUAACACUGCUGGUGGCGUCAUUUUUGGGACGCUGCUUCUCAUGUUCCUUGCAUCAAUGAUUAUAAGGGAUGCAUAUUACCUUACACCACCCAAGGAGGAUAUGUGUUCUCGCAUUAUGUAUCUUGCUGUGGUGUUUAUUACUGUGCCCUUGUAUGUUUUCUACUGGAUUUUGGCUUGCAGAGGCCAACAAGAGCUCGACCGCAUCGACAGGGAGAGGGAGAGGGAGAUGGAGAGAGAGAGGGAGAUGUGAAGGAGUCUCUCUGGACAGUUUCCUCCUUUAUAAAUAAGCAUGCAACAAUUGCAGGGGAAAUAAGAAAUGGAAUCUAUCAUCAACCAAAAAAAUGCAAUCGUCAUCAACAAAAAAAAAUGAAAAAUCAACAAAAAAAUUCCAUCUAUUGGUAUUGCUGAGGAGUAAGAAAUGCAAUCUAUUAUCAA
This is a messenger RNA of Medicago truncatula (barrel medic), 936 nucleotides long. RefSeq lists its product as uncharacterized. Gene Ontology annotation, molecular function: zinc ion binding; ubiquitin-protein transferase activity. The transcript is spliced from 8 exons. Bases 95 to 751 code for a protein of 218 amino acids. Gene Ontology annotation, cellular component: membrane. Gene Ontology annotation, biological process: protein ubiquitination. NCBI's taxonomy places the organism in Eukaryota, Viridiplantae, Streptophyta, Magnoliopsida, Fabales, Fabaceae. The record is from RefSeq and is a predicted model, not a curated record.